AUGUCUGCUGCAAACUUCAAGACGACCUCCCUGAGCGAGCCAAGUUCUUCUCAGCGCCGAGAAACUGAGGCGAAGCGACUGCGAGCUUGUGUCAAUGCGCUCGUAAAGGUUUCAUUUUCCCUCACCGGGAAUGCAGCCUCGGAGGUACGACAAGAAAUUCUUCAGGACGAGAAGUUUUACAGUCUCUGCCACUCUAUCUCUGCGAUCCGACUCGGCGAACAAUCAACGAAGGUGGUUGACGACGCCAGGAUUUCAUUGCAGGCUCUCCGAGCCCUAGCAGUUCUCGCUCCUCUGCCAGACACUCUGUCCUCCUGCGUGCAGACGCUGGCUGGUCGAGUCUGUGAGAGGCUGGAGAAUCUUUCCAGCAGCGACAAGGCCACGUUUGACUGGGCGUGUAGGAGGCUCCAUGUCGACGAGAGGGUGCAGAGGUUGGCCGGCGAGGCGUUCAAAGAGCUCGCGCUGCCUUUCUCCAUCUCCAUCGGUGACUCGGCAGGAAUCCUGGAGGACGUGGCGAGCUUCGAGGAGCUGAGGAAAGAGAUUCCUUUCAAGGCAGAAAAGCUCCUGACCCGUGACGGACGGCAAGUCCUCGAGAGGAGGGAAACCUGCUGGAUGGCAGAGGAAGGGAUCGGAGGCCUUGCUUACAGCGGCAAGAUCAUGUCGCCGACCCCCUUCACUCCCGCUGUCACUCGUGUGCGCGACGUUCUCUUCGAACGCACCAACGUCAGGUACGACUGCUGCCUCAUCAAUCUCUAUCCCGACGGCGACUCAGCUUGCAAGUGGCAUACGGAUCCCGAUCACGGACGUCUCUGGUCGCUGGAGGCGACAUCCUUCGGAGAGACGAGGAGAUUCAACCUGCGGAGAAUACCAGAGCCCAAGAGUAGGCAGGAGGAGGAGGAGGAGGAGAAGUUCUCCUUCCACGUCUUUGAGGGGGAUACCAUGCACAUGUUUCGUGACUGUCAGGAUACGUUCGAGCACUGUGUCCUGAAGGCAGAGGGCGAACACAACCUUGGACCGAGGAUUAGCAUCGUCUUCAAGAAAGCUCUUAUAUCUCCCUCCGGCAAGUCUUUCUAG
Guillardia theta CCMP2712 is the source of this 1071-nucleotide messenger RNA. RefSeq lists its product as hypothetical. Gene Ontology annotation, biological process: DNA repair; DNA alkylation repair. Lineage: Eukaryota; Cryptophyceae; Pyrenomonadales; Geminigeraceae. Gene Ontology annotation, molecular function: dioxygenase activity. Gene Ontology annotation, cellular component: nucleus. The coding region runs from base 1 to 1071 and encodes 356 amino acids. The transcript has 17 exons. The record is from RefSeq and is a predicted model, not a curated record.